AUGGCUCAUUCAGCGUUUGGCAUCACGUAUGAAGCAGUAGAUAGUCAAGGGGACGAUCACCGUAUCCGAACUUUGACUUUGACGCCUAGCCAAGAUCCCUCUGAGCCUAUCCACAUCAGCUUGUCAGUUGCCAAGCUCAAUGAUGAUCCGUCCUUUGAAGCGCUGUCUUACUGCUGGGGAGACGCCACGGACAAGUUGCUCAUCUUUUGUAAUGGAGUGCCCUUCCCCGUCACCAAGAACUUGGAGUCUGCGCUGCGCCAUCUGCGCCAGACCGAGGAUGAGCGAACUUUGUGGAUCGAUGCGAUCUGCAUCAAUCAGGACAAUAUUCCUGAACGAAACUACCAAGUCAGCAUCAUGAAAGACAUAUAUCGAAAGGCUCGUCAUGUCGUGAUCUGGCUAGGAGAUGCAGGCGAAGACCUCUACGGUCCCAAUAAGAAGAAGCUGAUGAAUCAGAGGCUUGCAGCAGCCAAGAGGCGCCAUGAACUGGCUAAAAGUACGAUGGGCAUCGGUGAAGUCAACAGCGAUGCCGCCAUAUCUGGCACGACCGUGCAGUCUCCAGCAGCAUCUCACAGGCGAGUGGACGUAACCGACGGUGCAGAAGCAGACGACAAAUCGGAUGCUACUUCUAAAGAGAUCACCGCUUUUUUCCGACUGCUAUUGCGCCCUUGGUUUAGCCGCUGCUGGGUGGUACAAGAAGCCUGUCUGGCCCAAGAAGCUUCGGUGCAGUGCGGCAACAAGUCCAUUGGCUGGCCUGAGUUCUACAUGGGGUUCAUACUAUCUAUUAUCAUGGGGACAAAGGGGCUUGAGGGAAGACCCGAUCGAAUUCUCAGGGGCGGCUUGGUCUCGAUUAUGAUGGUCAAAGGCGAGAUGUUGUUUGCGGAUCCGACACAGCAGGGAGUAGAUCUACUUUGGCUUCUUCGAAAGGUGCUGCCGCUCAAUGCAACAGACCCGCGAGACAAAAUAUACUCAAUUCUUGGUCUUGUCAAAGGUGACGUAGCACAGGAAUAUGGCAUAACGCCCGACUAUACCUUGUCGGUGGAAGAAUGCUAUAAGAAGGCUGCCAUGGCAGUCAUGUCUCAAACGGAGAAUCUGGAUGCUCUUGUUCUCGAUCACGCAACAUCGUCGCCUCUGAAGUUGCCGUCCUGGGUCCCAGACUGGAGUCAUUUGCCAUCUCCUGCUCCCGUCAUCUUUGCCCUGGACUCGGAAAAGAUGAAAGAACCAGUGCCCAUCAACGCCUCAAAGUCUCAACGGUGGAUCCCUGUUCUCAAAGACGACGGCGGGACACUUUGUUUAUCGGGAUAUGACUUUGAUCAGAUCGUGGAGCUAGAGGACAUCCUUACCGUCCCCCGGAUAGACCAAGUGGAUCUUGCCAGCAUGACCUCGUCAGUGGCUGAUUUCAAGAACUUCUGGAAAUCAUUUUUGUUGGGUCUCGGCACCUAUUUUGAUACACUAGUCAAGUGGGAGCAGCUUGCAAUGUCCAAAAGAUACGCAGCUUACCCGACUGGCGAAACCCAGGAGAUGGUGUUCGCCAUAACAAUGUGUACUGGCAACGUCGAGAGCCCCGAGCUUGCAGUAAAGAGGUUCAGGAAAUGGCAAAAGUCUCUUCGUGGGCCUCGACUCAUGUCUGGUUUCAAAUACUUGGGUAUGAAAGGUGGGUUUUACAAGUCGCUUGUCGCAGCAGCGAGCAUAGGCUCAGGUAUGAGUACCGCCGACGAUAGGGUGUACGCAACAGGGACUGAAAAAACAUUGUAUCGUCGCUUGGCGAGGACCAAGAAGGGUUAUCUGGCUGUUGUUCCGAGCCAGAGUAGAGUGGGGGAUCAGAUCAGCUUAUAUGAGGGCGGCAAGUUUCCUUUUGUUGUCCGUACUAGAACAGGGCAGGGCCCAAAGCAAUUGGUAGGGCCGUGCUAUGUCCAUGGAAUCAUGUAUGGGGAGGCAUGGGAUCAGUCGUUGUGUCAAGCCGUUGAAAUUAUUUAG
This is a messenger RNA of Trichoderma breve, 1974 nucleotides long. Its product is annotated as heterokaryon incompatibility protein (HET) domain-containing protein. The coding region runs from base 1 to 1974 and encodes 657 amino acids. The transcript is spliced from 2 exons. The record is from RefSeq and is a predicted model, not a curated record. Lineage: Eukaryota; Fungi; Ascomycota; Sordariomycetes; Hypocreales; Hypocreaceae.